AUGGCUGUCGAAUCCCAUCCGGCAUCAACGACAUUAAAUGACAUUAUUGAUGAGCUCAAAUUAAAGUAUGAUUCCUCAGUGGGUUUAUUAGAAGGUGAAUCUGUGAGAGGAAUACCAAGCUUAAAUACAUUAUUGAAUGUGAGCAAGCUUUUCAAUAAUUUUGAAAAAGAACUACGACUUAUUGAACAAGUAGAUGAGGACGUCUUGAAUAGAGUUGCAAUAAUACGAGCCAAAAACAAAGAAAGUGUAGAGAAUGGAGAAGAGAAUGUUCAUACGAAAGAAGAUGGGGUUGCUCGUAACAAACGAGGUAAAGCAAAUGAUGAAGAUGAUUAUGAUGUAGUAGAUGAUGAUUCUUCUCAUGUGUCCAAGAGAAGAAAGUUGAGUACUCUGCCACAACUUAAGAGGGAGGAUGAAGACAAUGACGAGGACGAGGCUGAAACCGCAGACUCUCUUUCAAAAGAAAACGGUCAAAGUGAUGGAUCUCUACCACCAAUUCAGACCGGAUCAUAUACUCAGGAUAAUGACACAAGAUUAAAAAAUCCUAAAUCUGAAUUUGUACCAUCACAGACUUUAUCUGCUGCAGCAAUUGCAGAUUUGGGCUUGUUCUCGGAAGACAAUAAUGGAUUAGAAACUCAGGGUAAAGAUUACUUAAAAAGAAAGUAUGGAGUGGCUUCAUAUCCUGACAAUGAUCUCCAAAAUUUUUUACCUGGGAAGAUUCCUGACGUGGAUUUCUCUAAAAACAAGCCUCCCUCUAAUCAAGUUCAAUUUUCUACAUUUCAAUCUUACAUUGAAUCUUAUUUCAGACCCUACACUAAUGACGACUUGAAGUUUUUAAAUGAAAAAUUUGUUAUUCCUCCUGGCUUUGGAAAGACGAAUUAUGAUCCAAGUCUUCAUCCAUACAUUAUUCCAAAGCUAGGUCAAUUUUAUGCUAAUGCGUGGGCCGAAGAGGAUGCAACAUUAGGCUCGAAAUUGAAUUCACCUCAAUACCAGCAAUCGCUAGAGUCUUUCAAGCCAAGAGGCUCUAUUGACAAUUUAUCAGAUGAUAAACUAUAUACUGAGGAAAUAUCUUGUGGCCCACUUUCAAGCAGGCUUCUAUCUGCGAUAUUGAGCUCUCAUGAAGGUAAUGGAAAUGAUGAUGAAAGCUACGCAGAAAAUAAUAUACAAGCGGAUGAUCAAGUGGCGACACAGUUGAAUAGUGGCGAAGAUUAUAAAAUAACUACGGAUUCUAAUGACUUUUAUUCAAUUGAAGAAAGACUUAAAAGAGAACUAAAAUAUAUAGGGAUUUUCAUGAAUUUGUCAAAUACCGAUGAAGAAAGGAGUCCAAAAUUCAAUGGACGAGUUUUUAAAAGUGAAGGUUCCAUAGUGGAUACCGAUGAUUGGAUCAAAAAUAAAGAAGAUGAUGAAGUGUGUGCGGAGAUCAGAUCAUUGCAAAAAGAAUUGAAGGGCGCGGUUUUGAGAAAUAAGGUAAACAAGAAAAAGUUGAUACCUUUAGUUGAAGAACAAAUAGCGUAUCAAGAAUACUGCACAAUUUUGGAAGACUUAGAUAAACAGGUUGAUCUGGCUUACCUGAAGAGGCUUAAGGCGAAAAAUAAGAAGAAGAAGACUGAAGCGACGCCUCUUCAACAACAAUCUGCUAAUAAUGGUUUACGUGCUUUAUUGGAUAAGAGAAAGAGAUGGAUCAACAAUAUUGGAAAGCUAUUCAAAUCCCCUGAGAUCAUGAAGAGACCACCAGAAACAUCCAUUUUGAAGGGCGAAGGAGAAGAUGAAGAAGAAGAAGGAGAAGAUGAAGACAUCGAAGAUACUACGGAUCAACUUAUUCAAAAAUGA
Priceomyces carsonii is the source of this 1827-nucleotide messenger RNA. It is a transcript of the gene NGG1, whose product is annotated as histone acetyltransferase. The record is from RefSeq and is a predicted model, not a curated record. Gene Ontology annotation, molecular function: transcription coactivator activity. Gene Ontology annotation, biological process: regulation of transcription by RNA polymerase II. Lineage: Eukaryota; Fungi; Ascomycota; Pichiomycetes; Serinales; Debaryomycetaceae. The transcript has a single exon. The coding region runs from base 1 to 1827 and encodes 608 amino acids. Gene Ontology annotation, cellular component: SAGA complex.